GUGCGUGGCGUGUUGUGUAUGUACACAAAACCGCCUGCGCCUCGUGUCUCGUGUUGGGCAUAAUACACACUCAUGGAGAAUGUUUGUGUUUGCUUGAGAUGUGUGCCUCAGUUUUUCAGCUUUUUGCUCCGAACUUUACCCAAGUUUUUUAACACCGAACUGUCGUGCAUGUGAUUGAUCCAUCAUGGGGAUCGACAGCAACAACCGGGCGGGCAGUGGUGCAGCCUACUCCCGCUUUGCCGAAGAAAUGGACAUAGACUCAGUCAACCUGAGCAUGCGUGGCCCGCUCUCCAAAUCCCAGGGCCUGAAAGGCUUCUGUCUGAACAAUUGGAAGACACUGAUCGUGCUCCUCAUUGCUAUCCUGUGUUUUGGCAUCGGAAUCAUCUUGGGACACUUCAUUGCUUCGUCUUGUGUGGUCAAAUCCAGCACAAACGGAAUUCAUAAAAACGAGACACUGGGGCCCGACAUGGGAAGUGCUACAAUGGGCCCUACAACAAGUGCUACCUCGUCAUCAAAACCAGACUAUUUAGCAAUGAUUAACGGAUUGAUUCAGACGUCUAGCCUUCAAGCCAAUUUAAGGACGUAUACGAAUGGACCUCACCAUGCUGGAUCACAAGGAAAUCUAGACCUAGCCGCUAAAAUCUAUGAUACGUGGAGGGGCUAUGGCUUCGACGUUUACACAAAAAAUUACAGUGUUUUAUUGUCAAGACCUAGCACAGCGGAUCCAAACAGUAUUGAAAUGUACAACACGGCAAAUCCGACGGACAAAGAUUCAUUUCUACUUGAACUUGACGAUACAGAUUUGUCAGGCAUGCUCAAACCGUUCGCAGUCUACGGAUCAAACGCUUCAAUAACGGAGGAUCCCGUCUAUGUCAACUUUGCGACAACGGAGAAUUUUGACAAGUUGCUGCAUGAAGCAGGUGUCAAUUAUGCCGGCCACAUUUGCCUGGCCAGAAUGGGACGGAUCUCACUCGCUCAAAUGGCAGAGAUCAGCAAGGACCGUGGCUGUAUCGCCCUGGUGGCAUUCCCCGAUCCCAACUUUUACGCUAACCCGACAUCUCCAGCAAACUCCUUCCCCAACACUUGGUGGCUCCCUACCAAUGCGAUACCUCGCGAGUCGGCUCGGCUCAGCAUGGGAGAUCCCUCCACUCCCUUCUUUCCGUCGUAUGAUAUGGCGCCUCGCAAACCCCUCACCUCAGUUGAAGACUUUCCAGUUCAGACAAUCAGCUUCGCCACGGCAAAAAAAAUCCUUGCUAAGAUGGCCAAUCCUCCAGCCACUGAAGAUUGGAUCAUUGAUGCGCCGGAAAUUUUCGUUGGGCCAGGCUUUCACGUUGCAACCCAGCACUUGAGGCUCAAUAUCUACAACACGUUGAGUUUGACUAAUAUCACCAAUGUCAUUGCUACUAUCCCAGGAACUAAAGAACCAGAUCGCUACGUGAUCAUCGGCAACCAUCGUGACUCCUUUUCACAAGGUGUUGUGAGUCCUGGGACGGGUACAGCUUGUCUGAUGGAGGUAGCUAAAGUCCUGUCUGAGUUGACGAAGCAAGGAUGGCGACCAAGACGAACUAUUCUCCUGGCGAGCUGGGAUGCAGGGGAAGACGGACUGAUCGGCUCAACUGAAUGGGUGGAAGAAAAUAUGGAGAAACUUCACUCGAGAGGCGUAGCUUACAUAAACCUGGACGAUGCGGUGACUGGUAACUACAGCUUUGCAGCUGCAGGGAGCCCUCUGUUGGCAGACGUCAUCUUUAAUGCUGCCAAGGAGGUGAACUGUCCUGAGCAAUCGCAUCACAACAUGAGCAUAUACGACGACUGGGCAUCCAGGAGACCAAUCAGCGCAACCAAUCAAAAGCCCCAGUUGGAUCCUCUUGGCAAGGCUAGCGACUCGGCUCCAUUUCUCAUGCUCGCUGGUGUCCCGUCGGUGGAUUUGCAAUACACUUACGAUGAGAAGUUCUACAAAGCACCUAAGUACCCGACCUACCGUACAUUGUGUGACAAGGCAGAGAACAUUAAUCUCUUCAUUGAUCCGGACUUUUCAAUCCACGCUGCCGUGACGGAAGUGGCAGCAAGGGUGCUCGUGACUUUGGCAGACACGACCCCACUUUCAAUGAAGGUGUGCGACUAUGCCGAUGCGUUGACCAGAUAUAUGCAGGAUUUCAAAGAUCAGUACGGGGCAAUGCUCCAAAGCAAAGGGAUAUAUUUAGAUGAGUUGGAAGCAGCUGUCAAGCAAUUUUCUGAAAUAGCAGAAUCUUUCCAACACUCGUUUGAUAACCCUAAUGAAAAUGAUGAGCUGAUUAUGAGAAGAAUGAACGACCACGUCAUGACAGUGGAAAGAGCUUUUCUUGUCAAUGAAGGACUACCACUCAAUCCAGAGUCAAGGCAUCUAAUUUACAGCGCUGAUGUGUCAUCAGUCUACAAAGGUGCAGCCUUUGGGCCUCUGGUCCAAAUGAUGGUCAUGGAGCAAGAACUCAAUCACUGGAACUAUGUUGAGGAAACACUUGGCUACACUGUGCUGGGUCUGUAUCAAGCCACAGAUAUUCUGCGAAAUAUGGCAUCAACAUGGUAACAUUUCAGUAAACUUCCAUCGAAAGCAGUGGUUUUUUUUCCCGUUUCCUUUUUUUUUUUGUCUACCGCCCCUUGAACAAAGACAUUGACAAAAUGGAGAACCGUUAACCUAAUGCGGGAUCGCUCAGUUGGUGGAGUACCAGAACGGCAAUCUGGAGGUCGCAGGUUCAUAUCCCACUCCAGUCAAUUUCUUUUUUCAACUUCAAUUUCUUUUGAUACCUUUUUAAACUUUUGUUUCCCAUCCAACAUAAUAUAUUACAUUUGCUGUAAAUAUGGAUUUGUUGAGAAGUAAUUUCUCAUUUUCUUUCAACAUGAAUGAAGACAGAUUUUGAAGUUUGCUUUUAUAAGUGGCUGAAUUUAAUUGCAAAUACAUUAUGAUACCGAUUUUUUCCUACAGCGGGAUAUUGUUAUGUUUGUUGCAAUGCUGUUGCCAGCUACAGGAAUCCUAUGUUUCAUUAUCAGAAAUAAUUAAUAACAGUAACAAUAACACUUUUGCAUUAGCCUGACCAGUCUCAGUCCAAUAAGAUCCAAUAAGCACAGGAGCUGUUGGAUUCUGUUGGAUUCUGUUGGAUUCUGUUGGAUUCUGUUGGAUU
Molecule: messenger RNA, 3155 nt
Organism: Patiria miniata (bat star)
Lineage: Eukaryota; Metazoa; Echinodermata; Asteroidea; Valvatida; Asterinidae
Product: putative N-acetylated-alpha-linked acidic dipeptidase
Exons: 17
Coding region: 185-2563 (792 amino acids)
Molecular function (GO): carboxypeptidase activity
Source: RefSeq, a predicted model, not a curated record